AUGGAGCAUAUCGGAUCAAGGGAAAAGGCUACUGACAUGGAGGUCUUUUCAGACUAUGUGAUUCCUAGGACCAGACUACGAGCCCUUAUAUCACGGAUCCUUGGGAAGCAAGAACCGACACUUCGGCAUAUGCUCGCCAAUGCUACGAUCCGAUGGCUGUCAUCGACCCUCUCGAUACACCAAUUCAGAGCUAUCAGUUCUGGCCAAUGUGAUGCGAAUGCUCUACUGCAGAAAUGCCCGACUCUCCUCGAGGAGAAAGCCACGACCGAGACGAUCGUGGGAGACGACUAUAGGGGGCAUUACCUAGUCAAAUAUCCCAACCCGACACACAUCAUCUUCUAUGUGUACGGGGGCGGCUUCGUCAGCGGCUCGCCAGGAUCUGUGAUGCCGUAUCUGCUGCAGUUCAGCGUUGAACUCCAAGCCAGGGGCUUCAAAGCUGACAUGUUCGUCGCCGAGUAUGACCUUGCCCCAGAGUAUCCCUACCCAGGUGCUCUGAGACAAGUCGUCUCAGCAUAUAGACACAUUGCCAGUCGGAAUAUUCCCAUCGUUCUGGCUGGUGACUCGGCUGGUGGUAAUCUCUGUCUUGGACUUCUUCGACACUUGGUCAAGCCCCAUCCAAGCAUUCCACCAAUUAUGCAGACCCAAGGAGAAACUGGACGUGUCAUGGCAACUUGCCUGAAUAGUCCGUGGGUCAAUCUGCGAAACAAUGGGGAAUCAUAUCGGCAGAAUGCAAGCCAGGAUUGCCUUGACAAGGGCGCUCUUGACCGUUGGAGGAAGGCAUAUCUAGAUGGGAAGCCCUUGGACGAGUAUGCAAACCCCAUCGAUUGCUUAGAUGGUUGGUCAGAGAUUUUGCCCAAGGACACACUCUUGGUAUCCGGCGGACUAGAGCUUUUUAUAGCUGAUAUACGAAACCUGGCUCAGAACGUCCGCAAGUUAAGUCUACCCCCCGACACUUUGAUGACUCUAAAACUGAUUAUCAUAGUAGAGCGGGUACAAUAA
Molecule: messenger RNA, 999 nt
Organism: Fusarium tjaetaba
Lineage: Eukaryota; Fungi; Ascomycota; Sordariomycetes; Hypocreales; Nectriaceae
Product: esterase
Exons: 3
Coding region: 1-999 (332 amino acids)
Molecular function (GO): hydrolase activity
Source: RefSeq, a predicted model, not a curated record